CUUACAUGUUAAACAAAAUUCGUGCUAAGUAAGCAGUUAAAAAUUAAAAUCACAUGAAAAUAUGGAAUUUUGAUUUCAUCACCGUUAAAGUCAAGAAAAUCGUUGUUUUUCCUGAGUCUACAAUUGAUAUGCAACUGACUGCAGUUUAAUAAGGUAAACAGCGAAUGUACUACUUUACAAAAAAUAUGUGCGGCUAUGUAGGACGUUGAUCUUCUGGAGAAAACCCGAUGAUCGAACAGAUGCCUCUGUGUAUUUUAUCCAGUGUACACGGAUCCCAAGGAAGUCGCUUUAAUUACAGAAGCUGAUGCAGCACAUAGUUUUCUUUUUAUUUGAGUUCGUUUCGGCACAGUUAAGGAGAGCAGAACAGUAGGAUGGAUGUUUAAGGUUUUAAAAACACGUUUCUGUUAUAAAACUUUUCAUAUUAUUUUGCUCGAACUAAAUUUGUUCUCAUUUAAAACUGAUCAUCACUUUGGGAUCAUACAAUCAGAGUGAGAAUAGAUGGAAAAGUGAUCAGUGAAGAUCAGUUCAACAUGAGUUCAUUCACUCGCAGUUUUAGUCUUUUCUGGCAAAGCAAUCCUCGACCCGCAGAGAUGGAAAGGUCCAAUACCCGUCUCAAGUCGGAAACAUCCCUCUACGGAUGGUUUAUGUUCACACCGUAUAGUCUUCAGUGCCUAGCGACGCCCUAUGGCGCUCUGGUCAUCCUCUGCCUGCAGACUUUAUUACAAGGUACUGUCGUCAACGGCAUGCUACGACAUUUUUCGUCGAUGAUCGAGAUCAGAUUCGGACUCUCUUCUCUCAGCUCCGGCAUAAUGAUGGGCGUGUUCGAUUUUGCCUGUGUCCUCUGCCUCAUCCCGGUGACCUUCUUCGGAGGCGCGAAGACCUCCAACAGGCCGAAAUACAUCGGCUUCGGCACCAUGAUCAUCGGAACUGGUUCACUCAUAUUUUCGAUGCCGGCUUUUUUGACAGGGCCGUACCGUCCGGCGAAAUCUGACCUCUGCACGGACAACGCGAAGGCUGCUGUGCGAGGUGAGGAGAAUGUGCACAAUUAUCGACUAAUGUACAGCAUGCUUGUCGUGGGCAAUUUCCUCCACGGAGUUGGAGCGACGCCGUUUUUCACCCUCAGUGUCUCAUACAUUGACGAUAUGGCAACAAAGGAAAAAUCAUCUAUAUUUUUAGGUAUUUAUUACAUGAUGGCUGUAAUUGGCCCUGCACUAGGUUAUCUAUUUGGUGGAAUUUUAGGAGAUGUCCACGUGGAUUUUUUUCGGCCCGAAAGUCAGAUACAAAAAGAUAUAACGCCAGCAAGUACUCAAUGGGUUGGAGCAUGGUGGCUGGGAUUUUUGGUCUGUGGAUGUAUUAGCUACUUCAUUGCCAUACCUGUCCUGGGUUUGCCAAGGCAACUUAAAGUUAAGAAAGAAGAGAAAAAAUCUAAAAUGAAGGAGAGUAUCAUGGUGGAGUCGUCGUUUUUGUCUGAUCAGCCUACACUCAAAGAGUUCUUUCCAGCGUUGUUUCACAUUUUCAAAAAUUUUCCAUUUAUGUUUCUAACAUUUGCUGGAUGUUGGGAAGCCAUCAUCCUCUCGGGGAUGGGUGCUUUUAUGCCGAAGCUACUCAGGAGACAGUUUGGCUUUUCUUCCCCCAAAGUGGCUACAAUAAUGGGGUCGGUUGCAAUUCCGAGCUGCCUCAUUGGGCUACUCCUUGGAGGGUACGUAAUCAAAAAGUGGAAUUUGUCGACCACUUCCAUCUUGAAGCUCUGCAUCGCCCUCACUAGCGCUGCUGGGUUUCUUCAGACUGGACUGCUAAUUUUUUGCAAAGAAAACGUACCAAAUGAUUUAGUAGAAAUUAUCGGCACUAACGACAACAUCGAACUGCUUCGGUGGGGCCUUGAGGAAAAGUGCAAUGCAAAUUGCAACUGCGGACAAGCGAUAUAUUUUCCCAUAUGUGAUGUCAACAAUGCAUCAUACUUCUCACCUUGCACUGCAGGAUGUCGUGAUUUUCGUGUCAUAUCAAAAUCAUCUAAGUUUUACUAUAACUGCUCAUGUAUUAAGUCUAAAUCGAGCGAAGGAUGGUCAGCGAAAAUAUGCGAAGAAAACUGUGAGAUUUGGAAAGUGACAAUAUUUCUUAUAACAGUGUUCUGCUAUCAAACAGUCACAUUCAGUGCCUGUAUUCCUGCUAUUACUGCAACACUGAGGAGUAUCCAUCCAGAUCUUAAAUCGCUAGGGCUUGGCAUCCAGUGGCUAAUGGUUCGAAUAUUCGGUUCGGUGCCAGGCUCUGUAAUCUAUGGGGCUCUGAUCGACCAAGCGUGCGUAUACUGGCCAAAAGAUUUCGGAGCGUGUAUAGUAUACGAUCAGGGCAAAUUCGGAAGAAAUAUAGCCUUAUUUGGAGUCAACUGCAAAGUCUUCGAGCUCAUUUGUUUUUUCAUUGCAUAUCGCUUGUACAAAUACCAACUUGUAAGUGAUAGUAAAAGAGUGAAACAAUCUGUAAUCCUUGAUAAGAGUGCAAAGGGAAUCACCGGGCAACCCAAAAAACUAUAAAACUAUAUCUAUAAAAGGGGAACUGAAAUAAAAAUCUAUUGUUAUAUUUCUUCAAAA
This is a messenger RNA of Cimex lectularius (bed bug), 2585 nucleotides long. RefSeq names its product solute carrier organic anion transporter family member 4A1-like. The record is from RefSeq and is a predicted model, not a curated record. Gene Ontology annotation, molecular function: protein binding. NCBI's taxonomy places the organism in Eukaryota, Metazoa, Arthropoda, Insecta, Hemiptera, Cimicidae. Bases 531 to 2528 code for a protein of 665 amino acids. Gene Ontology annotation, biological process: sodium-independent organic anion transport; transmembrane transport. The transcript is spliced from 15 exons. Gene Ontology annotation, cellular component: membrane.